Leguminivora glycinivorella is the source of this 4070-nucleotide messenger RNA. Its product is annotated as cytochrome c oxidase assembly factor 5. The coding region runs from base 83 to 328 and encodes 81 amino acids. The record is from RefSeq and is a predicted model, not a curated record. Lineage: Eukaryota; Metazoa; Arthropoda; Insecta; Lepidoptera; Tortricidae. Gene Ontology annotation, cellular component: mitochondrion. Gene Ontology annotation, biological process: mitochondrial respiratory chain complex IV assembly. The transcript is spliced from 3 exons.
UUAGAAUAUUAUUGAAAAUUGAGGAAAGAAAUCAACAAAUAAGAAAAUUCUUCCUAAUUUAAUUGUAAACGAAUACAGAAAAAUGGUUGUUUUCGCUCCAGAUGAAAUAGGACUAGCCGACAAGUCUCCCUGUGCUGGCAUCAGAGCUGAUCUCAAGAUGUGUUUGUUAAAUACGGAUUGCUGCAAAAAGGGCAAAAAAACACCGCGAGAAUGUUUAAAGUCAGGGGACGUCGGAGACGAAUGCCUGCAACUGCGACAGGCCUUCUUUGAGUGCAAACGAUCCUUACUGGACAAUAGAAGACGAUUUCGAGGGCACCGAGGAUACUGAAGCUAUGUAUGUCCAUUUGUUAUAGAAGUUUAGUUUAAUAUUUUAUUUUAAAACAACAAAUGUAGUAUUAACUAUUAAUUCUUGUUUUCCAAUAAAGUUACCAAAAAUGCUAAAAGAAAGUUUUUUUUUGUAAAAAUAAUUGGUCUUUUGUUACAUCUAUGAUAAGUAAACAUAUUGUAGGUGACAAAUUUGUACUUGUGGGCUGUUUAUGCUGCUCUGGUUAAGUUGAAUAUUAGCAAUUUUCGAAAUUACCUCCCUUUCAAAUUGUGAAAUCUCAAUGUAAAAUGAUGCCUAGUAACUUCUUUGUUUCUAAUGUAUCAGCAUUCUCACACACCUUAUGCACUACGAACUUGUAUAAUGUAUAUAUUUGUGUGGAAGACCACAACUCAUGCUAGUAGGUCAGUUGUGGUAAGAAGUUAAAUUACAUAAAGGACAAAAUAAAACCAUUUUACGUUUUAAAUUUUAUUACAAAAAUAAUUGAAAUUUCUUCAAUUUGCUAAUCAUCUAUUUUGCUUUCCAAGCAUUUGUUCAACACAUUUUUUUCAUUAGAGAUUUUUAAGAAGGUACAAAAUAUCUAUUCAGCAGAAAAAUAUCUAAGAUAUUGUUGCUAACUGAAAAUAACGGGAUGUGAAUUAUAAUAUAGCCAGCCGGUCAAACAAGUUGGUCACUAGAAAAAGGCGCGAAAUUGAAUUUUUUGAUGAGACAAUAAAUAUUGGCGCUUACGUUAUUUAAAUUUGCCAUAUUUUUCUAGUGACAAAUGUAGCUUGGCAGACUUUAUUUUUUAAAUUUAAUAAUAAAAACGAAUGAUUUCUAUUUGGAAGUCAGCAAUUUUAAAAUUUCUUUGAGAAGGUAAAUGUUAACUUCUAAGGGAUAAAUCUAUAACUAUCUAAUGUUUUAUUUAAUUCAAAUUGUUUCAGAAUGUCCAAAUCCUUCUCACACUAAUUAUUUAAUUGGCAAAAGUUAAAUUGUACUAUUCUUACCCAAACAAUCUUACUAUAAGGUGGACCACUUAACCUGUGGUUAAGUAGUAGUCCUCUGAUAAUUAUAAAAAGCAAUAACUACCCUAGAUAAUUAACAAAUGCAAGCCUUUAUUGCUUCCUACGUAUCAACUAGAUUUAGCACCAUAGCAAAAAUAAUCGUGCCUUGAAAAUAACCAGUAGGUAUUUAAUUUUUUCAUAAAACUUUCCAUGCAAUUUUGUUUCGAGUAAGUACAGUCGCCAUCAGAUAUACCGAAGAGGUCGGAGCUUUCAAAAAUAUCUGAACACGGCUUAAUGCCUUGACAAUAAAUGCGUGUUCAGAUAUUUGUGAGCACCCUGACCGCUCCAGUAUAACUGAUGGUGACUGUACCUAAUAGGUUUAAGCCAUCCUGUUUUGAGCACUUGAAUGUAACCUCUACCUAUUUUUGUUAUUAUUGAUCACAAUAUUUCAUACGUUUUUUGUCAUUGCCCAAAAAUGAUUUCAUAACAGUAUAAUAGUGUUUUUUUUUCUGUUAAAAUGGAAAGCUGCCUGCACCAAUAUCAACCAACUAUAUUGUAAACUCUUAUUGUUUAUAAGUAUUUAUUCCCUAGUUUUCUUUUCAAAUAAUCGAGUCAGUUUUAAAACAUCCAAUAAAACAUCAGCAUCACUUUAUAAAAUAUAUGAAGACAAACAAAAAAUAGACAAAAUAUUAUAAAUAUUGAUUUAAAUAAAUAUAAAUGUCAAAGUUCUGUAUUAUUUUAGCCACAAACAAUAUGGUAAUUGACAAAGAUAAAAUAGAACAAUUUACUUAUAAUUAAAUAACAAAAUAAUUUAAUACGUAAUAUAUCUGAACACUUAAUUAAUUUAUUAUUUGUGCAUUACAGCAUUGAAGCGUAUCUAUUUAUUUUAAUAAUUCAAGAGCUAAAAUAUUUUACAUAUAAUAACUUGUUUGAUUCCAUAAAUUUCCAGCUUUGCACAUUAUAGUGACUUAUCCUAAUCUUAAGUAUAUUAUAUUUGAAAAUAUGGAUAAAUUGGGAGGAAAAUCUUUGCCAUUGUGUACCUAUUCAUAUGCGAAGGAAAGAGUUUUUUUAAAUAAAAAUUAAAUCUUCUUGAUUUGGUUAACGAACACCGAAGUACCUUAACAAUGUAAAUUCAAAUAUUUUUGGCAUCCCAGGUAAUCAAUUAUUACCUAUUAACUUGCACAGGAUGAGAUACGCGAGAAACGCCUUUUCUAAUAUAUUUAAUCAAUACUUUUAUACAUUGAAGGUGUAGUUUAAAACUAAAAUGUACAGUCCAUCGGCAAUAACAUCGUACAACGGUAUUUUCAAAAAUUGGGACCCAUAAUUAGUGAAAGUUGUUAACAAAAAGUAACUCGAUGUCAGUUUUGUGACGACAAUUAAGGACGAAUAAAAAUAUUGCUUUUGUGUUAAUUACAUUAAAAUAUAAGCAAUAAUCUACAUUUAGAAUAUGAACAAAGUUGGUUUUUAGACAAUUUUCUUAAUUGUCGUGACAAAACUGACAUAGAGUUAAUUUUUAACAAUUGUCACUAAUUUUGGGUCCCAAUUUAUGAAAAUGCCCACAAAAGAAGGCUGCAUAAAUUAUAUCUUAGUUCUGACACACUAACAUUGUGUCAGAUAUUUUAUCGACCUUUUUUGUGCGAUGUUCCUGCGGGUGACUGUAUCUAUUCGCAGAGCUGUGUGUAAAACAGUCAUAAAAUAAUAAUGGCUGCAAAUGCCAUGAGUACAAUUAUAGAUAUGUGUCUCAAAAAUGAUUUAGCAGGUCUUUUGUAUUGUCUCAUACAGAAGCUAAGUCAGUUCAAAAUUAGGUAUGUUUUUUUUGCAAGCUUAAUAAUCGAAAUGCUCUCAAUUCUAUAUUAUAAAUAUCAAUUAAAUCCACGUCUAAAAAGUCGAAAAUAGCUUGUGUUACCGGCCUCGAGAAAAGCUAAGUGGUCUAAAAAAAAUACAACGUUAUUAUAGGAAACACAACUGAUCAAAUUGUGGCCAGUUAAAAAAAUAUUGCACAGAAUAUUCUACAAUAUAUUGAUCAAAAAUUUGCCAAAAUAUUGCAUUCUGAAUCAUUUUUUUACGUAUGUCGGAUACCUGUCUAAAGUUCUUACUAUUAGGUUAAUUAUUUUUCGCAUAGGUAAGUUUGUUACAAUUAUAAUGGAUAAAAACCAGUUGUGUUCCUGAAAACAGCUCGCUUAAAGGCCAAACCUCGACAAAUGUGUAAACGCACGUGUUCUUUUGUGAUGUGCUUUUCCGGGAAAAUUCCACACGCAGGGAAUAUUCCUUAUGUAAGGAAUUUUCCCGGGAACGUAAAUUGACUGUAGGUAAGUAUUACGCGCCCGUUCUCCGUAAGCAUUUGGCGUAACUGGGUCUUUAAUAGGCUUCUACAGUUCUAUGUUUCUUACAUGAUAUGUUGUAGGAUAUGUGAGGAACUAUAAGAGUGAGAAAUAUCAUAAUACCAUCCUUCUAAUUCCAAUACUUUCGGGUCUUUGGAAGACGAGUUUUGAUUCAGGGUUUCUUACUCUGUUUUACCUCCUAUCCCUCGUCUACCAGCUAAGCGUGUAAUCAUUCGCAGCUUGAUAUCGUAGAAGAAGUUUUAGAUGCAUAAGUAAUUUCAUAGCUAAUUCUAGUUUCCACAUAAUAACUUUUGCACUAUUAUUGUUCUUAUUAGACAGUUACUGUUAGGCUGGUUUUAGUGUCACGCGGACAACCCGCGCGGAGCGAUCCGCACUGGACUAAUAAUGUGUUAAGACGAUACAGGAGCCAAAAUGAUAAAAUGG